GCUGCCCACUCUAUUAUGCAAUUAUUGUAAAAUGAUUGAAGAAUGAGGACGGGAAAUAAGGAGUCGGCUGUAGGAAACAAGAGUGACGUGAUGCCUUAACCAAGAAUAAUCGUUUGGCCAGAUCGAAAAAAGGACCCGUUUCAAAGAAAUGCCGGCAUCCACUUUCAAGAAAACCACUCGGUGAAAAAAAUGCAGCUCAACCGCCACCACCAGACCACCACCCAACUGAAUCACAUGGGAGAAAAACGAAAAAGCAAACAAUUUGGCAACUAGGUGCAAAUGGAUUGCAACGCUGGCGGCUGUCGCUCCCCAAUAUUGUUUUUAAGUUGACAACUGAUCCGCCCACUUCCCAUGCCUGAAUGACUAGGCACAAUUUGCGUUGAAAGGUCUACGUUCUACACACCUACAUCUCUGCGCGUGCCAAAAGUGAAAGUUUCAGAUUUCUGCCCUUUUUGAACUGAUUGACCUCAUUUUCGAUGUACUUGUUUCACUCCGUCUGUGAGCUUCUCUGCCCUAGGAAUAUCUCGUAGCAUAUUCAGCGAAUAGUGACGCAGGCACUCGUCCGUUUGCCUUGGGGCCGUCGAAAGAAAAAGUUGUAUUUUUUUUUUUUCACUUUAGUCCAAACAGUUUUGUGUGAGGACCUUGAGCGGGGCUUGCAUUCUACAGUCGGUUGUGGUUGGAGGUUUUUAUCGUCAAUAACAAGCUAGGCGUGCUCGACAAAUCUAGCCAACAGUGUGUGCUCGGCUGCUACGGCAUCUUGUCAUCUCUAACUACGCGUAGGAUAUUGAAGUUUCGAUUAGACCAUGUUGGGGACUGCUAGACGAUGUUUGCUGCCAAGGCGCCAUGCGCUUCUAAGUGUCGGACGCUUUAACGGCUCGCGACAAUCAAGCAGAAAUGAAAGCGGAUCUAAACGUAGUAGCGCCGCCAGUCAUCAAGGAAAUCGUCUUUUUGAUGCGCAAACACCUCCGACUUAUGCGAAUGUGUACGAGCGAUCGAUCCAUGAUCCGGAACAAUUUUGGGCCGAAGAAGCUGAAAGAAUCAGUUGGAUGAAACCGUGGUCUCGUCCCAUGGUUAACAGCAAUCCACCCUUCACCAAAUGGUUCGUCGGAGGCGAGACCAACGCCUGUUACAAUGCGGUCGAUCGCCAUGUCGUCGAUGGACACGGCCAACGGGCUGCCAUCAUCCACGACAGUCCAGUCACGUCCACUCAACGAUCCAUCACUUAUGCUGAGCUACAAAAGCAGGUUUCCAAGCUGGCGGCCGCUCUGUCCUCUUACGGCGUGAAAAAGGGCGACAAUGUCCUAAUCUACAUGCCCAUGAUUCCUGAAGCGGUUGUAGCCAUGCUGGCCGUUGUCCGACUCGGCGCCGUCCAUUCGCUGGUUUUUGGUGGUUUCGCCGCUCGUGAAUUAUCCGUCCGCAUCAAACACGCCGAACCGAAAGUAAUCAUCAGUGCCUCGUGCGGUGUGGAGCCUACUCGCUUGAUUCGGUACAAACCUCUACUAGAUCAAGCCAUCUCCAUGUCGGGGAUUCAACCCAAGCGCUGCAUCAUCUAUCAGCGGCCUGGCUUGCCGGAAAUAGCCGCGAUGACACCUGGCCGGGAUGUGUCAUGGCAAGAGGCGAUGGAUGGUGACCGGUCACACGAUUGCGUGCCGGUGGAAGCCAAUCAAGCCAUGUACAUUUUGUACACUUCGGGAACUACAGGCGAUCCGAAAGGCAUUCAAAGACCGACCGGUGGCCACAUAGUUGCCUUGUCGUGGGUCAUGAAGAAUAUCUACGACAUGAAAGGAGGAGAGAGAUGGUGGGCGGCUUCCGACCUCGGUUGGGUAGUAGGUCACUCAUUUAUCUGCUACGGCCCUCUCUUGGCCGGAUGCACUACCCUCAUUUACGAGGGUAAACCUGUUGGAACUCCCGAUGCCGGCCAAUUUUUCCGCGUUAUUCAGGAUCACGGCAUUCAAGGAUUUUCCACUGCCCCGACGGCCCUGCGUGCCAUUCGUCGGGAGGAUCCUGAGCUGGAAUUGGGCCGCAAAUACAACACUUCUUCAUUGCGUUAUGUCUUUUUGGCUGGCGAACACUGCGACUAUGAAACGCGGAAUUGGGCAGAAGAUAAGAUCAAAGUCCCCGUGUUAGAUCAUUGGUGGCAGACGGAAUCGGGCCAUCCGAUCACUUCCACCUGUGUAGGGUUGGGACACUCUUUGAGCCCUCCGCGUGACGCAAGUGGAGUACCUGUGCCCGGAUACAAUGUGAAGGUUCUCAACGCCGACAAGGUGGAAGCCGAGCGUGGGACACUGGGGCGGAUCGUGAUCAAGUUACCUCUCCCACCUGGCACAAUGAGCACGCUAUACCGAGCGGAUGAUCGGUUUUCUUCCAUCUACUUCAAAGACUAUCCGGGCUACUACGAUACGAUGGAUGCCGGAGUCAUGGAUGCCGACGGUCAGCUCUACGUCAUGUCCCGCGACGACGAUGUUAUAAAUGUUGCAGGUCACAGGCUUUCUACAUCCGCGCUGGAAGAAGCACUUUUGGAACAUCCGUGCAUCUCUGAAGCCGCCGUCGUUGGCGUACCAGACGAAAUGAAGGGCGAACUCCCACUGGGACUUUACGUUACAACGAAAGCCAACACCAAACCUGAAGAGGAAAUCAAUAAAGAAGCUGUCCGAUUGGUGCGAGAGCUGGUGGGCCCAGUCGCUGCAUUCCGCCUCGUCUCUGCCGUUGCGACUCUGCCUAAAACGCGUUCAGGCAAAAUUGCCCGGAAAUCUAUCGCCGACUUGGCUCGGAACAAAAGAGUAGUGAUUCCUCCGACGAUUGAAGACCCCAGCGUCUAUGGAGGAAUAAAAAAAGCAUUGCAGGGACUCGGUUACGCCCUGAAUGCUCCUGACCCCGAAUAGAUGAAUGUGUGGCGCAACUGGCGUCUUCGUUUCCUCCCCAAAAGUUUAGAAUUUCCUCCCCGAACUUUUCGGUCUCCACGGUGCAAGAACUCCAAACUUAGUGGUCUUCAUAUACAGGAACGACUUGGUGCAACACAGUGAUAUAUAUGCUGCCUUAUCUUAUAUAUGCGAGUGAAUUUAGCUUCGCGGACUUGUUGGCUCUACGACAGCGAAAAAAAUCGAAAAUGCAAUGGUGCCUUGUUCA
This is a messenger RNA of Daphnia pulex (common water flea), 3126 nucleotides long. Its product is annotated as acyl-CoA synthetase short-chain family member 3, mitochondrial-like. The record is from RefSeq and is a predicted model, not a curated record. Lineage: Eukaryota; Metazoa; Arthropoda; Branchiopoda; Diplostraca; Daphniidae. Bases 804 to 2882 code for a protein of 692 amino acids. The transcript is spliced from 18 exons.